GAUGCCUCUUUGAACCCAUGGGCCGCAUGUAUUGAUCUCAUGCAUCUCUUCCUCGUCCGCUACUCCCUCCCUCCCUCCUUUAACAAAAACAAAAACAAAAAAAAUUGAAUUUUCACUUGAUGAUUUUGUUUGUUCACAUUUUCAUUUGAAUUAGGUUUCCUUUCUCAAUUUGAUUGCUUAAUCUCUUCUUCUUUAAGAUCUGUUUGGCACAAAAUGGCUAGACGGAGAGUUAAAAAGACGGUUAAAGAAUCUGCACCAAGUAACCAAGAGAACCAGCCCCAAAUUGAAGAACCCAAACAUUUUCCAUUAAUCGACCAAGAAGUGGAGCGUCAAAUUGUGGCAAUUAGGUCAAUGCGUGAUGUGGGAAUCGAGCAUUUGCUAACAGAAUUGCGAUUGCUGCGCUCUUAUUUUAGCAAGGAACAGCUGAAUACACCUGCUUUACAGUUCUUUAAAGAACACCUGCCCAACUUGUCUAUUGAAAGAAAUGAGGAAAAUGGAGAGUUUCUUGUGAAGUGGAAUGAGAAUGUUGAUGAUUUAUCAGAUGGGGCAAACAUAAAUUCUUCUCUCUUACGCCGUUUGUCCUUGGCUUACCCUAGUUGUUCUGCUAACUUAUCUGUUGGUCGAUUCGGAUUAUCAAGCGAUGCAGUGAAAACAAGCAUCCUUGGCGCUGCGGAUAAUUUGCAGAUGACAAAGAUUGUUUUGGAGGGUCAAUCAGAUUCUCAGAUGCUUGGGAUGCAUGAUGGUCUCCGAACCCCUGGGGUUACCAGUCAGAGGCUGUCCAUUGGGAUGACACCAAAAACUCAAAGGCUGCCUAAACGUGGUGAAAUACUUCUCUCUGUCCGGGGUUCACCCCUUGGUGUCUUCGAGGAAGAUAACAUGGAAGCCAUAAAUGAAUCAGAUGAAGAUUGACUGGACAUCUGAACCGAGAAUUUCAAGCUGUUACCUGGAGGUAGAUAAAUUAGCAGGACUAUCACAAGCUGGUGUCAUCAGAAGCGCAAGUGAGAAAAUUCAAAUGACGGUUUCCUUUCUUUACCAAGGGAAUGUGGCUGCAAUCAGAUUGGUCAUCCUAAUCUGCAGAUAUUUAGUCGAAUAUCCCAGCCUGGUCUUUGAGAACGCUAAAAUAGUCGCUGCAGUUAUACGUCAGCUGUAAGUUGCAACAAAUUAAGAUAAAAAAGAAUGGCUUGUACAAUAAUAUCUUGUCUUGCACCAAAAAAAAUAAA
Messenger RNA from Populus euphratica (Euphrates poplar), 1220 nucleotides. RefSeq lists its product as uncharacterized. NCBI's taxonomy places the organism in Eukaryota, Viridiplantae, Streptophyta, Magnoliopsida, Malpighiales, Salicaceae. The record is from RefSeq and is a predicted model, not a curated record. The transcript has 7 exons. The coding region runs from base 214 to 909 and encodes 231 amino acids.